GCACGGGCGGGGCGGCUGGGGGGGAGGUUAACCGCGCCCAGGCUGCUUGCUUCCCGAUGGCUGCGGGGAGCUAAGCGGGGACCGAGCGUGCGAGGAGGAGCCGAGAGCCAGCGACACCCCUUUGCCCCCCCCCCCCCCUCCCGCUGCUCUCCGCUUCCGACUCUACGGCCCGAGCUGCUCGCUGCCUCGGCGGGAUCGGCCAGACCCAGCGGGGACGGCUGCCUUCCUCCUCACCAUCCUCCUACUCCUCCCUUCCCCUCCCCAGGCCGGCGGGGACGCGGGCAGGAGCCGCAGGCGGCCGAAGCGGCCCCGUUAAUGAGCAGAAUUUACAUGUUUGACAGCAGAAGUUGGCUUUCUACUGUAGUAAGAGAAAAUAUUUCCGGUUGUCUCAGAGGUGGCAGCGAAGCACACCUUUAGCACAGGAAAAUGAGUGAGCUUGACCAGUUACGCCAGGAGGCUGAGCAACUGAAAAACCAAAUCAGAGAUGCUAGAAAAGCGUGUGCAGAUGCCACCUUGGCUCAGAUCACAGCCAAUAUUGACCCAGUGGGGAGAAUUCAAAUGCGCACUAGAAGAACACUCCGGGGACACCUGGCUAAAAUUUAUGCAAUGCAUUGGGGGACUGAUUCCAGGCUUCUAGUUAGUGCCUCCCAGGAUGGCAAACUUAUAAUUUGGGACAGCUAUACUACAAACAAGGUGCAUGCUAUUCCCCUGCGUUCAUCUUGGGUCAUGACUUGUGCAUAUGCUCCUUCUGGAAAUUAUGUGGCUUGUGGUGGUCUUGAUAACAUCUGUUCCAUCUAUAACUUGAAAACUCGUGAAGGGAAUGUACGUGUCAGCCGUGAACUAGCUGGUCACACAGGAUACUUGUCAUGCUGUCGUUUCUUGGAUGAUAAUCAAAUAGUUACCAGCUCCGGCGACACCACUUGCGCUCUCUGGGACAUAGAAACUGGUCAGCAGACAACUACAUUUACUGGGCACACUGGAGAUGUCAUGAGUUUGUCUCUUGCUCCUGAUGCCCGGUGUUUUGUUUCUGGUGCCUGUGAUGCCUCUGCCAAACUGUGGGAUGUUAGAGAAGGAAUGUGUCGGCAAACCUUCACUGGCCAUGAGUCGGAUAUCAACGCCAUCUGUUUCUUCCCCAAUGGCAAUGCAUUUGCCACAGGCUCGGAUGAUGCUACAUGCAGGCUUUUUGAUCUUCGGGCUGAUCAGGAACUAAUGGUUUAUUCACACGAUAACAUCAUCUGUGGCAUCACCUCUGUAGCAUUUUCCAAGAGUGGACGUCUCCUCCUAGCUGGUUAUGAUGACUUUAACUGCAAUGUGUGGGAUACACUGAAAGCUGAUAGAGCAGGUGUCCUUGCUGGUCAUGAUAACCGUGUCAGUUGCUUAGGUGUGACUGAUGAUGGUAUGGCAGUGGCAACAGGAUCAUGGGACAGCUUCCUCAAGAUCUGGAACUGAAAAGAGCGGCGGACUCCGUGACUGGAAGAAGUUUCCAACGAUUGAAAAUUAAAAAUGAUAGCAUAUCCAAUCCAACCAUACUAACUUGGACCCCCAUCCUCCCCAACUUCAAAGGGCAAGAUCUUUUCCGUCUCCUGUUGCUGAAAUGAAGAGCACAAUUACCUUUCCAAGAAGAAUUUCUGUGUUGUAAGCAAAAUGAAAUUGUGCAUUCCUUUUGGGACCAUUUUUUUUUUGUCUUGAGAAUUUAAAAAUCAAACACUAUCAUAAAAGCAUGACCAGAAAAUAUACUUGAGCAUAAUUGUGAAACAGUUAGCUUUCACUGUAGUUUCCAAGUCAAAGUUAAGGACUUUAUCUCACUCACUUGCAAAUUUUAAAGUCAUGUUUGUAGCAGGAUUUUUUUCAAGUUUCCUUUUUAAAUACAUUUGUUUAUGUAUUUAAUUGAGCAAAACAAGGGAGUCCUAGCCCAGAGCAUCUGGGGGUUAUUAACGCUGUAAAUUUAGUCCCUAAUUUUUUUUAUUUUAUUUUCUAGUAUCACAAAUAAUUGUUGCACAAAACUUGGCAUAUAUAGGGUAAUGUUAAGCAGUAAGGUAACCAAGCACAUGCUGUACAAGGUAAUGAAUGCUUGUUUAAAGAAUCCUUUCACCUUUUAUGGAUAACAAAUGCAAUCCUUGGUCCCUCCUACCCCCCUCUUCUCACCACACUGAUUUUUUUAAUCUGUUUUGGUUUUGUCCACUUGAAAGGGCAAUUUAUAUAUCCUAACACUAUCCUGUAGUCUCAACAACCAGGAAUCUCUGUUUUCAAAAGAGACCUAUCCUACACUUGGGUAUUGAGUCAAUUCUUUGUGUAUGAAAUGAUGUACAAAUCAAUGUUUUGAAAAUAAUGAUCUUGAACUUUCUAAGUUAAACAAAAAAACCUUUUUUGAUUGUUUGCCAUAUUGGGUGGGUUUACUCUUAGAAUCGCAUGCUGUAGAAAUGCUAAAAAGUGCAUAUUGGACUAAGUCCUCUAGAUGUUUUUUCUUUGAAGAAAUAACCUGUUUAAAAACUGUAACCAUUGUUGCUGUAUUCAUUUAUUGUUGCUACUCUGUGCAUAAAUCUAUGAAGAACUCAAGUACAAAGCUAUGCACGUUUUGGAGUAGCGUGAUAAGUCACUUUUUUUUUUUUUAAAGAAACGGCCUGUUCAAACAAUCGCUGUCAAAGAUUCUGGGGUGUGGGAGGAGGGAACCUAAACCAUCUUCUUUAUAAAUCAGUUCCUCACAGCCAGUUCCUCUUGUAGGAUGAGUCCUUUGCAUCUGAUUAGAGUCAUUUUUGUAAUGAGCAGGUUUUCCUGGCUUUCUUUUCAAAUAAAAUGUUAAAAGCAGCAGUGUUUGGACAGCGGAUUGUUCUGUUAAACUUUCCUAUCUUCUCACUGUAUCCAGAAAUGCUCCUUCCUAGCAGCAGUAGUAGCUUUUCUCCAUUUUGUUUUUUCUGCAACAUUCUGUACAAAAAUGUGCUGUAAUUGUGCGUUAGGCCUGGAUUUGGCAUAAAAGAUGAAUUCCUUCUUUCUCUCUUUCAUGAAACUACUCUGUAGAGCUUUCUCCACACCCUGUAUCCCUCUUCACCUUUUGUAUUUAAUUUUAAAGUCAGUGUACUUCAAGAAAGCUGGAUGCAAGAUAGAUACUAUAUUAAAAUGUAAUGUUAUUUAAGAUGUAAUAAAGCAGUUUGACAUGA
This is a messenger RNA of Oxyura jamaicensis (ruddy duck), 3155 nucleotides long. It is a transcript of the gene GNB1, whose product is annotated as G protein subunit beta 1. Gene Ontology annotation, cellular component: heterotrimeric G-protein complex; cytoplasm. NCBI's taxonomy places the organism in Eukaryota, Metazoa, Chordata, Aves, Anseriformes, Anatidae. Gene Ontology annotation, biological process: G protein-coupled receptor signaling pathway. Gene Ontology annotation, molecular function: signaling receptor complex adaptor activity; protein binding. The transcript is spliced from 12 exons. The coding region runs from base 427 to 1449 and encodes 340 amino acids. The record is from RefSeq and is a predicted model, not a curated record.